AUGAUUUCACCUUUACUAUCAAUAUUCGAUGCUAUCUUAUCCCAUAUUAAGAUUGAUCUGUGUUUCCAGAGCCAUGCUGUUUUAGCACUUCAGGAGGCUGCAGAGGCCUACCUUGUCCCCGAGACAUUACCAUAUGAGGUUCUAAUGAAAACGAGUACACCUCCAAGGAGUGAUGUACCUAUGAUCACACCUAGUAAUUUUCCCGAGGCUGAUGGCUUUGUAUUUGGCUUUCCCACAAGGUUCGAAAUGAUGGCUGCCCAAUUCAAAGCCUUUGUUGAUGCAACUAGAGGCCUAAGGAGAACACGACAGCUUGCUGGAAACCUGUUGGGAUCUUCUACAGAAUCUCAAGGAGGUGGACAAGAAACUACUGCGUAA
Messenger RNA from Fraxinus pennsylvanica, 375 nucleotides. The record is from the annotation of a GenBank genome assembly. NCBI's taxonomy places the organism in Eukaryota, Viridiplantae, Streptophyta, Magnoliopsida, Lamiales, Oleaceae.